AUGGGAAAGGUGGUGGAACGAUUUCUUGGACUUGUUCAUGUUGGUGAUACCACGACUUUGUCUCUUAGAAGUGCAAUUAUGUCCCUACUUGUUGAAUAUUCAUUGAGUCCAUCCAAGAUUCGAGGGCAAGGAUAUGAUGGGGCUAGUAACAUGAAAGGUGAGAUAAAUGGCCUCAAGACUUUGAUUAGGGGAGAUACUCCAAGUGCUUACUAUGUCCAUUGCUUUGCUCAUCAACUUCAACUAACUCUUGUAGUCAUUGCCAAAAAGAACAAUGAGUGUGUUUGGCUUUUUGAUACGUUUGCGAUCUUGUUGAAUGUGAUUGGUGUUUCUUGUAAGAGAAGAGAAAUGAUUCGAGAAUUUCAAGCACAAAAAGUUGCUCAGGCUUUGGAAAUUGGUGAACUUGAAACAGGAUCGGGAUUAAAUCAAGAACUUGGUUUGAAGAGGCCCGGAGAAACUCGUUGGAGUUCUCAUUACAAAAGUCUUUUGAAUGUCAUGAACUUGUUUUCUACAAUUGUUAAAGUUCUUGUGAUGAUUGGGAAGAAUGGCUCUAACUCGGAUGAUAAGGUAAAAGCUCAAGGCAUUUUGUACUCACUAGAGUCAUUUAAUUUUGUGUUUUUGGCACAUCUAAUGACUACUAUAUUUGGGUACACCAAUGAUUUGUGUCUUGCUUUGCAAAGAAGAGAUCAAGAUAUUAUUAGUGCUAUGAGACUUGUCACUUUGACCAAAGUGACAUUACAGAAAAUGAGAGACAAUGGAUGGGAGACUCACUUGAAUAAGGUAAUCUCAUUUUGCAAUAAUAAUGAGAUUGUUGUUCCGGAUAUGGAGGCUUGUUAUAUCCCUCAAGGAAGAUCAAAGCGGUUUGCUCAACAAGUUUCAUAUCUUCAUCAUUUUCGGGUUGAUGUGUUUAUAGAGGUAAUUGAUUUACUACUUCAAGAACUUGACAACCGAUUUGAUGAGGUCAAUAUGGAGUUGCUCAUAUGCAUGGCUUCAUUAAAUCCUAAAGAUGGCUUCUCUUCUUAUGACAAGGAAAAGGUACUCAAACUUGCAACUUUUUAUCCCUCUGAAUUUUCAACCAUUGAUUUGUCAACUUUUGAAUGUCAACUUGAUAUAUUCAUGGAAGUUAUGAGGAGAGAUGAUGAGUUUAAAAAUUUGGAGGAUAUUAGUUCUCUUUCUAUGAAGUUUGUUGAAACAAAGAGACAUAUGACUUAUCCUCUAGUGUUUUUGCUAAUUAAGUUGGUGUUGAUUCUUUUGGUUGCCACUGCAAGUAUGGAGAGAGUGUUUUCUGGAAUGACUUAUGUCAAGAAUAAGUUGCGAAAUAGCAUGGGGGAUCAAGUAUUAUAUGAUUGUUUGGUCACUUUCAUUGAGAAAGAUAUGUUAAUUUCUACAAGUUUCCGAUGA
Molecule: messenger RNA, 1398 nt
Organism: Salvia miltiorrhiza (redroot sage)
Lineage: Eukaryota; Viridiplantae; Streptophyta; Magnoliopsida; Lamiales; Lamiaceae
Exons: 1
Coding region: 1-1398 (465 amino acids)
Molecular function (GO): protein dimerization activity
Source: RefSeq, a predicted model, not a curated record